CCCGCCCCUUCCGGCGCCUCUUGUGACGCCGCGCGCUGGGCUUUUGGCGCGGGAAAAGGGAGCCGCUCAGGUCUCUGCUCAGCGUCGCUGGAGUCAGGCUGAUUUCGCUGAGGUCACCGCCCGCUCCGCACCGCUGCGGGCCAUGGGGCUUCUGGAGCUGUGCGAGGAAGUGUUCGGCACCGCCGACCUUUACCAAGUGUUGGGCGUGCGGCGCGAGGCCUCAGACGGCGAGGUCCGACGCGGCUAUCACAAGGUGUCCCUGCAGGUGCACCCGGACCGGGUGGGCGAGGGCGACAAGGAGGACGCCACCCGCCGCUUCCAGAUCCUUGGGAAGGUCUAUUCCGUUCUGAGUGACAAAGAUCAGAGAGCAGUGUACGAUGAGCAGGGAACAGUGGACGAGGAUUCUGACGUGCUCAGCCAAGAUCGGGACUGGGAGGCCUAUUGGAGGUUACUGUUUAAAAAGAUAUCUCUAGAAGACAUUCAAGCUUUUGAGAAGACAUACAAAGGUUCUGAAGAAGAGCUGGCUGAUAUUAAACAGGCCUAUCUGGACUUCAAGGGUGACAUGGAUCAGAUCAUGGAGUCUGUGCUGUGUGUGCAGUACACAGAGGAACCCAGGAUAAGGAACAUUAUUCAACAAGCCAUUGAUGCCAGAGAGGUCCCGUCCUAUAAUGCCUUUGUCAAAGAAGCAAAGCAAAAGAUGAAUGCAAGGAAAAGGAGGGCUCAGGAAGAGGCUAAAGAAGCAGAAAUGAGCAGGAAGGAGUUGGGGCUUGAUGAAGGAGUGGAUAACUUGAAAGCGCUCAUUCAGAGCAGACAAAAGGAUCGGCAAAAGGAAAUGGACAAUUUUCUGGCUCAGAUGGAAGCAAAGUACUGCAAACCUUCCAAACGAGGAGGGAAAAAAACAACUCUCAAGAAAGAAAAGAAAUAAUGGAAUUUUCUCUUCAAAGGUCCUUAGGUGUUAAUUGAUGCCAUUGUAGGCAAGGUGCCUUCAAGAUUUGAAGACAAAAGUUAACCCUUGAGAAAAGUUGUCUUUCAAGCCUAAAUUAUUCAGAUCAACUAUGUAAACCAAACAGAAUCUCUCAACCCGAUCUUAGUAUAUCUUGGAAACACCCUGACAUUAUGUGAGGUCCUCCUAUGAAGGAAUUUGGUGGUGAUCAUUGAGGGAGCAGAAGGGUAUAUGCUUCCUGACAGCACUCUUCUAUGGGUCUUCUGUACAAGGAACUGUAUCUAGAAUGCAGAUCUAUCCCUACCACAUUUAGCAGUUGUCAUUUUGCCACACAGGAGUGAGCUGCAGGGUAUUCAGUGGUGUGUGUUUAUUAGAACAGGUACUCGACCUAGCCUCCAGCACACUUGCUGGACGUCUGUCUUCCAAAUACUUGCCAGUUUGCUUUCAGUCUUAAUGUUCUUGCAUAGACCCUCUCCUUUUUGUUUUACUCAACUAAGUUUUGCACUCUUUGCUUGAGGUUUAUAGGAGAAACAGGUGUUCAGAUAACUUCAAGCAUCUUUGUAAGAAUUAUACAUGAUUAAAUAAACAAGUAGAAAAAUGACUGUUAAGUUCCAGGGGCUUUUUAAAUGAUCCCAGUGUGAUCAUUUAAAAGAUGAUCUAGAAAAAAUAUGAAUGGUGCUUAGGAUAAAGAAGAGAGAAGAAAAGUAGUCGUAGUCAGCAUUGUAGUAGAUAGCCUGGUUUAAGUUGCCUCAAGAGAUGUUGUAGUCCUGCCUGUAACUGCUGAAUGUCCUUAGGUCACUGAACUUGUCUGAACUUCUUUCCUCUAUAAAAGAGUAAGGGAGCUGGGCUAAAUGACCUGUUAGAGGCUCCUAACUCUUAACUUUAACCUUGAAAGGCAAGCCAUCUUGAUCCAGUGGUUAUUAUGUACUCCUGGUAUUGAUUUGUGAGAAUAGUAUAGAGAUUUUCACUUACAUUUAGUUGAAUUGGUAUGAGUUCAUUAGAAUAUAUGGAAAUUUUUUAGGGACUGUUCAACUUAAAAUCUCUGAUUUGUAAGCUAAUAUAUUCAAUACCAUAUACAUAAAACAAGCCUUCUGUUACUGAGAUUUAUGUAUCAUAAUUUAUCUGAGGUUAAACCCAUGACACGUUUUCAGUUUGUGAUUAUAAACAGGUUAAAAAAUACUCUUCAGGGCUUCCCUGGUGGCGCAGUGGUUGAGAAUCUGCCUGCCAGUGCAGGGGACACGGGUUCGAGCCCUGGUCUGGGAAGAUCCCACAUGCCGCGGAGCAACUAGGCCCAUGAGCCACAAUUACUGAGCCUGCGCGUCUGGAGCCUGUGCUCCGCAACAAGAGAGGCCGCGAUAGUGAGAGGCCCGCACACCGCGAUGAAGAGUGGCUCCCACUUGCUGCAACUAGAGAAAGCCCUCACACAGAAACGAAGACCCAACACAGCCAUAAAUAAAUAAAUAAAUAACCCCCACCCAAAAAAAUACUCUUUAAUUGCAUUAAAAAUACAAUUUAAUGCAGGUUGUUUAAAGCGUCUGUCUUCAUAUGAUAGCAUUAGAUAACUGCGAAAUAAUAAAAUUACCCCAGUUGAAUUGAUCAACUCUGAAGAUUAAUAGUAAGAUCUAAAACCAGUAUGAUCAUCAAAAUUAAAAUUCAGUGAAAUUUAAAUAAAUUUAAGCCAUAGUUAAAAUCAUUGCUGCAUUCAUGAGUGCACUCAGGAAAGGUCCAUGUGAAAAUUGGAAGAAUGUCAAAGUUCUCUUCCUUUGCUCUUAGGAUAUGUUUAUACUGGACUAAUUUGCAGAGUUUCUGAAAUUUUAAGAAGUUGUGUCUUGCUGGCUCGCUAAUAGAAAUAUUCUAUAAAUUUUUAAAUUGCCUUUCUUAGAUCUGCAGGAGAAAAUCAGCAAGUUGAGUUUAAUAUUUGGAAAUAAAUACGACCACUAAAGUACUUUAAGAAGAAAAGAAGCAUAACCUGAUGUCAAGCAGGUGUUGUGAGGUUGAGUUGUCCUAUCUGAAAAAAGAAAUCCAUUAUGGUUUAUUACAUAGGUUACUUUACACCAGUGCUCAACAUUUAUGUCUUUAGUUACUCACCCCUGCCAUAUCUGUCUGCCUAUGGGAUUGGACAUCUAAAGAGAAAACUUUAGGAACGACUCAUCUGUUUGAUGAGUAGCUCAGAUUUUUGACAGCACUGUCUCCUAAAAAUGACGUAAAAGUGAGUACACCUGUCCAGAAAUUAACACAAGCAGAAGCAUUCUGAAGCCAGUGAUAAUGUUAUCAAAUAAUUUCCUACUUUUUGUGUAUGUAUAGUCUGGUAGAAUCCUGUAAUAACUGAACUGAUCAUUGUUAACAGACAACAUGAACAGUGAUUUGGAGGAUAUUACUCUUGUUACAUCUUUGGGUACAAAUUUUACUGUCCAGUGAAAUGGUUAACUUAUGCUGAAAGAAGACAGUAACUGGAGAUAGAAACAGUACCCAUGUAAUCUUUGGCUGAUACUGUUCUCAGUCUGUUGUACCAAAAUAACUCUUCAUGAAGAUAGUUUCAAGUUGUCUCCUGUUUACAAGCUGUGCAUCAUGAGAUGACUGAACACUGAUUUGUGAAAUCUUCCCACAUGUUCCCUGCAGCCUGAGGCAGGUUCUUCUCACUUGCCCUAUGGUCCCUGCCUGGUUCUAGUGAUUGGUCCACCUCUGUUUUGAGAUUUUGUAGAUCCAUGUAACUGAGGGCCUGUCAGACAAAGAUGACAUCAUAGAGUAACAUUAGUAGACAUUCUAGAUUUGAUCGUCUCAAGUUCAUAUGUACGGGCUUUUUUGCUCCAGUUAUCAGUUAGACUUUAAAUUUGGAGCCUGUGACUAAAUAGUAAAGUAUAUACUUACCAAGGCAAUAAAAAUCAUGUUUGCGUAUUUUAUAAUGUAAAAACAAAGAAAUAAAAUCUAUAUUAAGAUAUGAAAGCAGUAACCUAAUUUUAGAAAAUAGCCACUAAUUUAAAAGGACUAAAAUGUCUGUUUCACUUACCUAAAUAGUAUACUAGUUAUACUUGACCGGCAGCAUGGCCAAAUGUAAUAACUAGCUCAGAGGCAGCAGUGCUUCUCUGAGGACUGAUCCAAGAACCGAAUCCACUGAAAGCAUUCAAAGACUACCAGACGAUGCUACUAGGAACUGAACUAAAAGAAUUCGCUUGGAUUACAGAGAAGGUUUGAGGCAGAUUACUUUUUAAUGUACUUGCUGAUUAAUCUGAUUAUUAACAGGAAACAUUUCAACUGCCCAAUAGUUCUAAAUUUCACCUAUAACAUAAGGAGAAAAUGACCCUGAUGGUGAGACCAUUAUAGGAAGAAUUAAGACAUCCUUAAAUUUUCUCUCAUCACUCAUAUGAAAAUAGAAACUACAGAAUAUAACUUAGAAGACAAAAAAGUUAAUGGGAUAGAAUCAGACUCCUCGUGUCUUGACAUUGUGAAUUUCUUUUCUUACCUUGGCCUAGCAGCUUAACUGACCAGAGCAGUUUAAUCCAUAGCAAUAUGGGGUUUGCCAAGUAAUAAAAUCCAUGCAGUGUUUGAAUGUUACGAAAAUGACUUAUUUGGCUUAAAUUUUUUAGAUUAAAAAAAGUAGUUUUCCAGAAUGGCAAAAGGUUAAUUUUUAUAUGAGAAAACAAAUCUGGAACUUUCUGGCUUUGAGCAGUGGAGUUCUGUAAUUUUUUAUUAUAUCCCAUAUUCCAAAAUGAAUUUGAGGUAAUUUACAAAGAUGUAGGAAAACAAAAUAUAAUAAAAUCUGGAGGAAGGAAAAAUAAGCAUGGAAAAUAGCAGGGUCUUAACCACAUAAUAGUAAAAUAAAAGCCAUGGCCCGACCUGUUCGUGCAGAUCCCCUACCAGGUUGGACCUGAUGAGGAUACUCAGUAGCACAUGAACGACGAUACUGUGUGUCCGGCUGAAAAAGAGAGAAGAUGAGACACUUCUUACGAUGUGACUUCUCCCAGAGGAUAACGUGUUAACUUGGUUUACGAGGGAAAACCUUGAAGUUGGACAGCAGUGUAAUCGACAUCAUCUGACAUUCUGAGGGACAAGUUGGCUAAGUGUACUCUUACAUUCCAAGUAAGAAAAAUCUCAAGCCAGAAGCCCACAGAGCCAUUGUUAACUUGUAAAAAUUGCAAGUUCUACAACUUUAUUAAUAUGUUUUUAAGAAAAUCUUAGCAUUUAUAAAUAAUCCAUAUGGUUUAAUAUUUCUAAAUACUUAUAAUUGGCUGUCAAGGGAAUUUUUAUCUGAUUUCCAUUGCCUGCUGACUGUUUAAAACAACAGAACAGAACCUUUUCAGCAACACUGAAACACCCAUGACUUUACUUCCAUGCUUGAAAUGUGACUCUCAAUAUGGAACUCAGACAUUUCAAAAUUAUCUCAAGGGAUUUAAAGAUUUUAAGAUACAACUAAAAUACCUAAAUGCAGAUAUUAAAAAAAGCUAUCAAUACCAUCCCACUGGUACUUCUAGAAUAAAAAACGUCCCUCUCAGUUUCCUGUCAGCACUGGAAUUAAGAGAUUUGAGAUUUUUUUUUUUUUUCUUUCCUGAUGAAGCCCCAUGUUUUCUAUCAGGGAUCAGCAAACUUUUUUUUUUGUAGAGGGCAAGAUAAGGGUAAACGUUUUAUGUUUUGUGGUACAUACUGUCGUUGGAACGCCUCAGUUCUGCUGUUACAGUAGGAAAGCAGCCACAGACAGUGAAUGAGCGUGGUGGCUCUGCUCUAAGAAAACUUUAUUUACAAAAACAGGCAGUAAGCCGAACAGCCCAUGAACUAGGACAGAGGAAAGAAAAGAUUCUUCCCUAGGACCUGCAGAGGGAACAUGGCUCUGCUGACACUUUGAUUUUGGACUUAAUAGGCUCUGGAACUGAGAGAAUAAAUUUCUGUUGUUUUAAGCCACCCAGUUUGUGGUAAUUUGUUAUAGCAGCCCUAGGAAACUAGUACAAUGUCCCAUUCAUUUAUUACUCUCACCACUCUUCUAAUGGAGGAAGAAUCGUACAGUGCUUUAGGCUGAUACAAUUUAAGGGUUAUGAGUUGAGAUAAGUGUGUUGCAAAUACCACUGUCUUGAAAACUGGUAUAGGAUGUGGGUUCCUGGUGCCUGUUUCCUGGGCUGUAAGUGUGGCCCUAGUCACUUCCUAGGCUCUGCAAGCCCUCUUGCACAAAGCAAAUGAGGUGGGGCUGAGCUCCUGGCUUAAAAUUUUGGGCAAGGUCAGUGCAUGAUCUCCAAUCUCCCAAUCAGGUUUUUUUCUAUUACUUGUUUAAAAGUAAAAGGGCUAGUAAAUGUACAUUAAGUGGUAAGGCAUUGUCAGCAUUUCAAACACCAAUUAACUAAGAACCCCCAAAAGUCUUAACUCGUACAUCCACCAGUCCACAUACAUAAUCUGAUACCAUUUUUUUGUGUAAUUCCCUAAGAGCAGUGUUAGAGAAUGAAGUUAAUGCUAAUCUGAUACACACUGGGGUUUAACAUUUUGCUUAUUCUCAGAAAUAGCUAAACUUUAAAUUGCUUAGAAUUUGCAAUUUAUGUAUAAGUUAAGAGAAUGAGUGGCAGAGACCGGUUAGAGUUUCAACAAAAUAUACUUAAAACAUUAUUUUCAUUAGAACCUCAUCUUUUAUUCUUAGAGUUGAUUAAGCCACCAUGUAAAGCCUUAAGUCUGUCAAACUAUUUUUUUUCCCUUUCCUCAACUAUCAAGACCAUAGAGGAAGUAUUUCACUCUACCAAAAAUGACUGAGUUGUGUUAGGCCUGGAGAAAAAGUCUGGUAAAAGGAGCCUCUCGUGGGGCUGCUGAUGGUUAGGCUCAUCCACCGCUGCACUUUGAGCUCGAUUGGAAUCGCCAUGGGUUUUCUGCAGAAGAGACAAAAAUUACAGAAACAGUUAAUUUGUAGUGGGAGCUGUGCAUGUCCUAUAUCAGCCCUAACAGGUAUGGUAACUGCAGGCCAAGCAGCUCCAAUGCCAUUGUCAUAAGUCAGAAUCCAGUGUGUACUUUUGACAAAAUUUAGUGUUAAGUCAAGACCAGAGCACAGACCCUGCAGAAUUACUGACCCUGAGGUUUUAUAAGCACAUGGAAAGGCAAUAGGAAAGAGACAUACCAUUUGCCUUUGUGGCCCCACAGUGCUCAAGUGUUCCACUUCAGCUGUGCCAAUAGGUGGCAGCAGAUUGUUUCGACUCAGGGGCAGUGGUGAGGGAGAGGAGAGUGAGUCGGCUGCCACUGGGCUGCAGAUCCCAUCAGCAAAACCAAGACAUGAAAGCAUAAAGUUAUAACAAUAUAAGCAAACUGAUUAGAAUCAAAUAAACUGAGCAGAUGAGUUUAAUUUCAUGCACAGAAGGCUUUAAGCUGCCUGCAUUUUUAAGUGAAGAGAUCUCAAUGAAAGGAUUUUGGAGAAUUAAAGUUUUGGGUUUUCUUCAUAGUAUUUUCUUACUUAUUGUUGAAACUUCAUCCUGAGCACACAGCAGAAGUUGACCCUUUCUCCCACAGAGAACUGGAAUAAAACAAUUUUCCCUAUAUUGUGUUGUAUUUCUCUGACAGUUAUGGAUUUGUAAUUUCACAUCUGAUGGAACUCACAGUUCUGGGCUUUCUGGUUGUCCUUUUCACUAAAAACUAUAAUUUCCAGGUAAAGUUCCUAAACUUAUUUCCUUCCAUGGGAUUUGGAGCAGUUUGCAGUAUUACUCAUGCCCAAGAUAGUAACUAAAAGCUGAAUGAUACUUUUCAUGUCCCAGAAAGAAACAAAGCAACUUACUUUUCCACUUUGAAAAAAGCACUGUCAGAGGUAUGAGAGAUUAAUUAUACAUCAAGACCACUCAUACUCAAAUGAAUGUAUAGCUAUAUCAGUAUAAAUAUAGCUACAUCAACAUAGUAAAAUAGAGAGCAGCUGAGAACCCUGGUGUCCUAACAAAGAUUUUUGGUGGUUUGGGACACCUCUUUUAGUAAGUCUAUUGGGAGAAAUUGUAACAAGAAAUUGAAAAGUCAAAAUCAAGAAAUGUUGGGAGAGAAGUAUAGUGAUGUGCUUGAUUUAGAGGCUGAAUUCAAAACACAGUUAUGGCAUUGUCAUCUCACACCCUUGUUCAUAGUGUUAGAAAUUAACUACCCUAAGAUGUUUUGUAAGUCAACAACUAAUGAAAGAAUUUUAUGUUAAA
Molecule: messenger RNA, 8070 nt
Organism: Balaenoptera ricei (Rice's whale)
Lineage: Eukaryota; Metazoa; Chordata; Mammalia; Artiodactyla; Balaenopteridae
Gene: DNAJC9
Product: DnaJ heat shock protein family (Hsp40) member C9
Exons: 5
Coding region: 143-925 (260 amino acids)
Cellular component (GO): cytoplasm; nucleus
Molecular function (GO): heat shock protein binding
Source: RefSeq, a predicted model, not a curated record